Amoebophrya sp. A25 is the source of this 576-nucleotide messenger RNA. Lineage: Eukaryota; Dinophyceae; Syndiniales; Amoebophryaceae. The record is from the annotation of a GenBank genome assembly.
CCAGAUCUGCAGGUUAUGCCAGAUAGAACCCUGCAGAUUUCCGGUGCUGGACAUUUGGCAGUAGAGUCAAAUAAGCUCACGGACGAACGGUUGCAGCGACUCAUUGAGGCAUGGAAAAAGCGCUGGAAUGUGAUCUCAGAAGAGGGAAAGGAGAAGGAGAAGAACACGGUAAGGCUUUACGAUGUCUAGCUUUGAAUUUGUAUUUGACUCAGACGCCUGCAGGUUGAAGUUGCAGCUCCAUUCUUCAUAAACUUAUAAACAUCUUCGUCAUGAUCGAAAGUAGAAGAACAAAUACAGACUUUUAUAUCUAGUUGUAUAGCACAGUCGUGUGAAGAUGAAGUCGUGCAUCAAGUAUUGAAUAAGUACCAAAUUAUAACUAGUAUUCCAAGUCCAACACCGAGUCACCACUCUCUCUCUAUGAUGAAAUUCUCAAACAGGAUGAGGUGUCGGUAUACAACGGAGGCAAGGGUGAAUCUACUGAGGCUGAGCAGCAACCUGUUGACAUCAAAGGUUCUUCUGCGAAUACGACUCCCUGUGCAGCCGGAGGAGAUGAAGCGACUUCCGAAUCUUUAUCGU